GUUUGGCAGAACUAUGUGGAUGUUACAAGAGCCAGUGACCCUUGAUGACCUAAAGAUUGUGCUGGUGGGGAAGACUUCAGAAGGAAAAAGUGCAACAGGAAACACCAUUCUGGGGAGGAAGGCAUUUGUAUCUAAGAAUUCUGCUGAAUCUGUAACAAGGGAGUGCAGGGAAGAGAAGUUUCAGUAUAGGGGCAAAUCGGUCUCAGUUAUUGACACACCAGGUGUUCAUGACACUGUUUCCACUGCUGAGGAAUUAGAAAAUGAGUUGAAAAGAACGAUGUUAGUUCCUGGUACUCGCAUUUUCCUUUUGGUGAUAAGUUUGAAAGGGGCAUUCAUAGCUGAAGACAUGAAUACAGUGAAUUGGAUUGUUGACCAUUUUGGAGAGGGGGCAUUUAAUAAUUCAAUCAUACUCUUUACCCAUUUUGAUUGUCUUGAAGAUCAAACUUUAGAGGAAUACAUUAAAGAAAGUGCUAGAAUUAAAAAACUAGUUGAGAGGUUUGAUGGGAAGUACCAUGCCUUUAACAAUAAAGACACACCCAGUACCCUGGUUGAAGAUCUGAUGAAGAAGAUUGAAAGCAUGCUGGAUGCAAACAAUGAAAAGAGCGUCAAGUACUCUGAGAAAUCAUACAUGGAGGCUGAGAAAGAAACUGAGAACGAAACAGUUUUGGCCAAAAAAAUUGAAAAAGCAAAAGACAUAGCCCUGAAAGCAGCUUCAGGUGUAGGAGUUGCAGCAGCAGUAGCUGGGGGGAUAGCACUUGGAGUAAUAGGAGCGCCUGUGGUUCUACCAAUAAUAGCUAUUGCAGGUGGUGCAUUAAUGGCUGUUGGUGCAGGGUCAGGAGCUAUUGCAAGGAAAAUUAAGCAAAAGGACCAACAGAGCAACAAUCUUUACAGGACUCGUACAAAUUUGUUUGCACAAAAUCCUUAAGAAUUGGUUAUCAGGGAGAUAUAGGCAUUAAACGCUAAAAUUGGU
Molecule: messenger RNA, 970 nt
Organism: Alosa sapidissima (American shad)
Lineage: Eukaryota; Metazoa; Chordata; Actinopteri; Clupeiformes; Clupeidae
Product: GTPase IMAP family member 9-like
Exons: 2
Coding region: 14-925 (303 amino acids)
Molecular function (GO): GTP binding
Source: RefSeq, a predicted model, not a curated record